AUGAAAAAUUCAUACGGAACUAUCAAUAAAAAUCAAGCCGUAUGCAAUACCAUAAUGUGUCUGAUAUUUUUACUUUAUGUCUGCCCAAUGCAACUGAGCGGUGCAGACAUUCUCGUUCAGUAUUCCCAUAUACUCGGAGGUUCCGCAAUGGCAGCUUAUGAAAUUUCUCAUUUAUCUCAUCUUCUGACUGCUCUCAAUCGAUUUUGUGUUGUAUUUUUCCCAUUUUAUUACAAAACACUAUUUUCGAAAUUGGGAACAAUUGUAAUAAUUCAUGCAAUCUGGGUAGUUUCUAUAUUAUUUUGUGUUUUGUUUUAUGAAAUACUUGGUUGCUUAUUCACCUUUGAUGAAGUAUCAUGGACAUUCGGAUUUCUGACAACUAAAAAAUGCAAUCAGAUGACCUGGUAUACCGAUCUUAUUUUGAAUACUGCAAUGAUAAUUAUAAUAUUGGUAGUCAACCUGCUGACAGCUUUCAAAGCAGGAAAAAACAGUCGAUCUUUGAUGAAUGCUGCCGGUAUUAAGAUGUCAAAGAAACAAAAACAACGAGAACUUGGAUUUAUUAAACAAACAUUUCUUCAAGGAAUAUGUCUUUUUGCUGGUCAAUUCACAUAUUAUCUCAUUGCUCCAUUACUCUCAGAUACUGUGCUCUUGUUUCUUCUGCUUGAUAAUUCUAUUUUCAAACAACGAGAUACUUGA
Messenger RNA from Caenorhabditis elegans, 693 nucleotides. It is a transcript of the gene srx-17, whose product is annotated as 7TM GPCR serpentine receptor class x (Srx) domain-containing protein. The transcript has 3 exons. The record is from RefSeq and is marked reviewed. Bases 1 to 693 code for a protein of 230 amino acids. NCBI's taxonomy places the organism in Eukaryota, Metazoa, Nematoda, Chromadorea, Rhabditida, Rhabditidae.